UCAGGUUUAGAACACUUCUGUGUAGUAUUUUCAAGAACUAGACGAUCGCCAAGUAGCUAUAUUUUUGAUAUGAUUGAAUCUUAUUUCAUUAAGAAAGAGUCAAAAUGUGCAAAACGCAAGCUGGGCGAGAAGGAAAUUGUGGGAGAGCCUGAAAUGAAGGUGAAAGCUUGUGACAAUCCAAACGAACAACCCUCUUGCUCUAAAUUAUCUUUUCUUGAAGGAAAUAGAAGGACAGACCUUAAAUGGAAACAUAUAACAUCAGAAAAUUUAAAUCUUGAUUAUGUGCAGUUAUUCUCUAAAACUGAAGCUGACACGCUCUUUCAAGAGGCAGAGAAAGUGAUAAAGUAUAACAAAGACAGUAAAGUGUUCGUUCAUGGAAAAUGGCACAAUGUUCCAAGAAAGCAAGCAGCUUAUGGAGACGCAGGUCUAACGUACACAUUCUCUGGUUCAACUGUAGCGGCACAGCCGUGGAGUAAUGCUCCCUUUCUCAAGCGCAUAGCUGACCUUGUUUCAUCUCUAACUGGUGGACACCAGUUUAACUUUGUUCUUGUGAACAGGUACAAGGAUGGACAAGACCACAUGGGUGAACACAGAGAUGAUGAGGUUGAUUUGGUUCCCAAAAGUUCCAUUGCGUCUCUGUCUUUAGGUCAAACCAGAGACUUUGUGUUCCGUCACAAAGAUGCCAGAGGAAGUGGAGCUCAAAGAAAGAUUGAUCCUGUUAAGUUUGAACUGUCUCACGGCAGUCUGCUUAUGAUGAACCACCCAACCAAUGUGUAUUGGUUUCAUUCCCUUCCUGUGCGGAAAAAGGCAAUAUGCCCAAGAAUCAAUUUCACAUUCAGACAGAUGGUUGUAAAGAAGUGAUGGAUGUUUUCAAAGUUAUGAAUCUGAUACAAGGUGUUGUUUCUGAAGAGCAUAAUGAUAUUUUGUGGUUUGCUAGGAGUAUUGUCAAUGGCAAAAAUUCAUGACCAAACUGUAAUGGUCUACCCUCUUGAAAAAUUCAGAUUGAGUGCAAUGCAUAGUACUGGCAAUGCAACCCAACCCUAUUUCAGACCUGAUUGUUUGCAUGAAAAGAGUCACAAUUUUGCUUGAAAAAUACUGAAUUGGAGUUUUCAGAAUCAAUAUUUGAAGGUGCAGUAAACCUUUCCUGGUAGAAGCUGACAUGAGUCAGGAAAUACUCUGACAUCGCAAACAUAUAGAAACUAUAACCGGUAAAGUACUUUGAUUGAAAUCAAAAGAAAAAAACAAAACAAAACAAAAAUAACAGAAAAAAAGAAAGGGAAGUGAUUUCAAAGUAGUUUGAAUCUAGAAGGAUUUGUAUAAGAUGUGACUAUCAAGGUGUUAAAGGGGUAGAACUUCUUUCAAUUCAGAUACUUCUUGUUUUGAACGACCACAAAACUUUCCUGUUUCAACAAUUCUUCUUAGAAUCUGGAUGCUUCCUUGUUUCUGUAAGCUUUUGGGAGUUUCUUGAUGAAAUUGUAUCCUAGUGUUAGCGUUAAACAGUUAUGAAAAAUAUGUAACAUGAUCAGUCAAUGCUAAAAGACUUUGGGGAACUUUUCCUUGCUGUACUCUGUACAUCAGCUCUCAUGUAUGGAGUUGUUGAUAAAGUAAACAAUGAAAAGA
Messenger RNA from Pocillopora verrucosa, 1620 nucleotides. Its product is annotated as DNA oxidative demethylase ALKBH2-like. The record is from RefSeq and is a predicted model, not a curated record. Gene Ontology annotation, molecular function: cytosine C-5 DNA demethylase activity; ferrous iron binding. NCBI's taxonomy places the organism in Eukaryota, Metazoa, Cnidaria, Anthozoa, Scleractinia, Pocilloporidae. Gene Ontology annotation, biological process: DNA alkylation repair; DNA repair.